Molecule: messenger RNA, 579 nt
Organism: Oncorhynchus nerka (sockeye salmon)
Lineage: Eukaryota; Metazoa; Chordata; Actinopteri; Salmoniformes; Salmonidae
Gene: sf3b5
Product: splicing factor 3b, subunit 5
Exons: 2
Coding region: 124-384 (86 amino acids)
Biological process (GO): mRNA splicing, via spliceosome
Cellular component (GO): U2 snRNP; precatalytic spliceosome
Source: RefSeq, a predicted model, not a curated record
CAGACAUUAUUCUAUGUUACACGUACAGGACGUUCCGAUACCUUUCCGUUUCCUCGGCGAAUGACUCCGACCUGAAAUAAUCAACGUCGUCGUACACAUUUGAACAAAGACAUUUGCCUGAAGAUGACAGACCGCUAUAACAUUCACAGCCAGUUGGAGCAUCUUCAAUCUAAAUACAUUGGAACAGGCCAUGCGGACACCAGCAAGUGGGAAUGGUUGGUGAACCAACAUCGGGACUCGUACUGUUCAUAUAUGGGUCACUUUGACCUGCUGAAUUACUUCUCUGUUGCUGAGAACGAGAGCAAAGCCCGCGUGCGCUUCAAUCUCAUGGAGAAGAUGCUGCAGCCCUGUGGCCCACCUUCGGACAAACCUGACGAUGCUUAGUCUAAGGAGUUCAACUGGCAGGAAUUAGAAAAUGUAGUUUUACUGUUUGGCUAUCCAUCAUGUUGAUUAGAAGUCAUGUUUGAGAUGCAUGAAAUGGAAGCAAUGUUGACAAAACAAUGCAUCAGUUUUCCUUUUUCCCCCACCCAUUUUAUAUUUGCCUUAAGAAUUUGCAUUGAAAAUAAACAUUGAAAAGAA